CGUCGAGCGGCGCGCGGCUGUUGUUCCUGGCCUUUGCAGCUGUUGUGCGCGUCCUGCAGCCCCGCGUAGACGAAAACUCCACGUUUUUCGUUUCCACAUUCGCAGGUUGAAGCGAAAACAAAACAAUCGCCCGCGCGGGACGAAAUUCGAGCGAACCCCGUUUUGACGCUGUGCUUGCGAGAAACGAACUUUCGGGAGGCGGGAAUUUUCGGAUGAAAACAAAAAAAAAAAAGCUCGCGAGCAGCUGACGAAAGUACCUAACCUCGCUGUCGACGAGCGUCGAUAUACGCAACACAUAGAUUUUUUAUGGGCACAACAGUGUAGGCAUAUGUGUGUAGCGAAGUACGCGCUACCAGUGCUCCGUUGCCGAUUGUAAAAAAAAAAAAAAAUAGUUGGUGGACGAAAGAAUUUGACAGUGUAAGGAUGGCCCUCCGGAGCUUCCUGGCGCUUCUGCUGACGCUGUCGUGCAGCGUCGUCGCGCACCAGCAACAGCACCAAGCUCGUAUCCAAGGUCCGUCCCGAGACUUCAGCACACACGCGGUCGUCAGGCCAAGGACCUACCAUGGCAGGAGCAAGCGACUGAUCACCUCCACCAAAGAGGGCGACACCGAGCACGCGGCCGAGCUCAGAGUGGCUCUGGAGUUGAACGGCGAGAUGCGCGUCCUUGAGCUGAGGCUCAACACGGAUCUCGUUCCCUACGGGUACAAGGAGAGGCAUCAGCACCGCGGCGACUUCGAGACCAACGUACCGGACAAAGUGGACACCGAGCACGCGGCCGAGCUCAGAGUGGCUCUGGAGUUGAACGGCGAGAUGCGCGUCCUUGAGCUGAGGCUCAACACGGAUCUCGUUCCCUACGGGUACAAGGAGAGGCAUCAGCACCGCGGCGACUUCGAGACCAACGUACCGGACAAAGUGGAAUUGUGUCACUACAGAGGCAGCGUCCAGGGCCUCCCGGGCUCAUGGGUGGCACUGUCGACGUGUCACGGGCUCAGUGGGGUAAUAUUCGACGGUGAAAAUCACCAUUAUAUUCAUCCCGAGACGGAGUCCCUGGAUUCACGGCAUUACCUCUACAAGCACACCGAUCUUGUGACUAAUCAUACGUGCG
Copidosoma floridanum is the source of this 1105-nucleotide messenger RNA. It is a transcript of the gene Meltrin, whose product is annotated as disintegrin and metalloproteinase domain-containing protein meltrin. The record is from RefSeq and is a predicted model, not a curated record. Lineage: Eukaryota; Metazoa; Arthropoda; Insecta; Hymenoptera; Encyrtidae. Gene Ontology annotation, biological process: membrane protein ectodomain proteolysis. Gene Ontology annotation, molecular function: metalloendopeptidase activity.